This is a messenger RNA of Prosopis cineraria, 1154 nucleotides long. RefSeq names its product dol-P-Man:Man(7)GlcNAc(2)-PP-Dol alpha-1,6-mannosyltransferase-like. Gene Ontology annotation, cellular component: endoplasmic reticulum membrane. Gene Ontology annotation, molecular function: alpha-1,6-mannosyltransferase activity. Lineage: Eukaryota; Viridiplantae; Streptophyta; Magnoliopsida; Fabales; Fabaceae. Gene Ontology annotation, biological process: protein N-linked glycosylation. Bases 1 to 924 code for a protein of 307 amino acids. The transcript is spliced from 12 exons. The record is from RefSeq and is a predicted model, not a curated record.
AUGGGAUGCCCUGAAAUGCAGCAUUGGAUGGCUUUUUUGAGUAUAGGUGGUCUUACUGUGUUGAUUGAUUCAGUUUUCUGGAAGAGGUUAUUGUGGCCUGAAUUUGAAGUUUAUGCUUAUGGGGCUUAUUGCAGUAUUUCAAAGACCCUGCCUGGUUCUAACAUAUUCUUAGAUAACUGCCUGAGUGAAUUACACAUGCUUUUCAUUGGUACUUCUCCUCAGCGCUCCCUCGUCAUUGCUUGCUGCAUAUCCUCUUUCCCUGGUGGGUGUUGGCUCAGUCUUUUUCUGGACGGAAGGGUCGAUUCUUUUAUUUUUCCAGUUCUUUCCUUUAUUCUAAUUUACUCCAAGCUUCCUCACAAGGAGCUUCGUUUCAUAGUAAGUUCAGUUCCAAUAUUUACCCUGUCUGCUUCAAUUGCAGCUAACAGAAUGAAUUACCAACUUGAAUCACGUGUUAUUGAUAUGUUUCAGUACAACAAUAAAAAGAAGCCUUUUUGGACCCUGCUUUUCUUCAUUUUGUUGGGACUAUUGUCAGUCAGUGUAGGAUGCUCCAUUACAACUUUCAUGGCCUCAUACUGGAAUUAUCCUAGUGGGCAUGCCUUAAAAGAAUUGCAUCGAACUGGUGUUCUUAACGAUGCGAAUGAACAGUGGGUUCACAUUGACACCUUUUCAGCCAUGAAUGGUAUAUCCCGCUUUUGUGAAAGUGAUUCCCCGUGGAGAUAUUCUAAAGAAGAACACAUAAGCUUGCACGAAUUCCCCCUGAGAAAUUUUACUUUUCUCAUAAAUGAAUGCCCAGUGGUGAUGGGUUCAAGUGUUUAUUCAGCGAAGAUGGGUUCAUUAGAGCUCGUUUUAGAUUUGAAUUUCCACCGAUUGCACUGGUUAAGGAGCCCAAAGUGUAUGUCCAUGGAAAUCAGGAAAACCAAAUGAUUGUUCAAAAAGAUUGGCCAGGGUGCUGAUGAUCCUUCUUGAUAGCUGAGUUUCUGAGCAGUUGAUUAGAAUUAUUGAUGGAGUUUAUUUGGAGUAAAUUUUCUCCUUUCGUAUAAAUAGUUGAUAUCAUAGCAUUUCAAAUUGACUUAUCAUUAUUGUCUUUCCAUAUUUUUAUUAAUACAUAUUUAAUACUUAUUCAGUUAUCAAAUUCUUGAUGCAUUCAUAUUGUA